Molecule: messenger RNA, 267 nt
Organism: Rotaria sp. Silwood1
Lineage: Eukaryota; Metazoa; Rotifera; Eurotatoria; Philodinida; Philodinidae
Source: the annotation of a GenBank genome assembly
AUGACAAGUCUUUUAUCUGGUUUACUUAGUCCAAUAGGUGGUCUAGCAAUAUGUGCCUGUUGUUUAAUUAUUAUUGCUAUUUGGGGUCUAUUUGCUUCCAUGAUUGCAUUAGCUAUUUAUACACGAAGAUGGGCUUAUGCUAUAAGAGAAGCCAAUGAUUUAUAUGAUAGAGCUAAUCAAAUAUAUAUUAGUUAUGCUCUUCUCAUUCUUAUUCUUUGUAUAUAUUUAUUUUUUCCAAUUCGAACAUCAAUUCACUUUAACAAUUAA